AUGAAUUACAUUAAGUUAAUUUUGUUAGUGAUAUAUUUUAACUGUGUGGUUGGUCGGCGUAUUAGUAGAAAUGGAACUGUUUAUGAUGAUGAAAAUAGUACUGAGAUAUCAAAAUCAAUAUGCCACUACUCUGACCCCGAUAUCGCGAACUGCAUCCAACGCGUGGCCGAACAAGCGAGGCACCUCCUCGCGCAAGGAGUGCCCUCCCUGAACAUCCAGCCGCUGGAGCCGCUGAAGGUGCCCAGCAUCAGGCUGCGGCAGCACAACAUGCCUAAGAACAGCUUCAAGUAUGAUGCUUGGCUCUCCGAUGUAGCGCUUGAGGGUCUUACCAAUUAUAGCUUUAACAAGUUGGACGUAUAUCCAGAGGAGUUGAAAGUGACAGCUAACAUCAGUUUGCCACACUUGAUGAUGUCGGGUGACUACGUGGUGCUCGGAGACUUCCAGAUGUUACCCGUUGAGUCUACCGGCAAGAUGGCUGCCAACUUCACACAAUGUACGGCAGCUUUAGAAGCAUUCGGAGCGAGAGUGCACAAGAGGAUGUUGAUCAAAGAUGCAAAUGUGCACCUGAGAUGCACCGGGCCUUUAGAUGCAAACCUCAUGGAAGCACACUCUACUACUGGGGAAAUGGAAAUGAUAACGGACCACAUAGCACAAAUGCACUCGAUGGAGAUAGCUAAAGAGGUGCAGCCUGCCGUGGAGACAGCUCUCGCGAUGGUGCUGGAAGAUAUCGCCAACAAGUUCCUCAGGCAUAUUCCACCAGACAUGGUCUUCGCUAACUAG
This is a messenger RNA of Helicoverpa zea (corn earworm), 780 nucleotides long. RefSeq lists its product as uncharacterized. Bases 1 to 780 code for a protein of 259 amino acids. The record is from RefSeq and is a predicted model, not a curated record. The transcript has 5 exons. NCBI's taxonomy places the organism in Eukaryota, Metazoa, Arthropoda, Insecta, Lepidoptera, Noctuidae.